GCCCUCAUACGCGUUUAGACCGAGUCGCAUCGCGGGCGGCGUGAGCUCCUCUGCUCCGACGCGCGUUUUUUUUUUAUACACACACACCAGUCCGUUCCUGCCUUUACCUGUUCCUCAAACCCGUGUGCGACAGCGCGACACCUUGGACUGUGUUAUUUCUUUCGGUGUGCCUGGUUCCUUCGGGGGGUUUUGUGUGUUUUUUGGAAGAAGCCAAGUGCGCGCCUACACCGACACUCCUUUGGAUGGCCGGCGAACGUGGUGUGGCGUCUCCGAGAAGCAUGGGUGCCUUGCGGUGGAGCACCUUCUCCGCGCCCCUGCGGUCAACGUCGUCUCUGGCGGUCGUCUUCGCCAUCGUUCUCAUCACCGUCGCGUGUUGCGGCGUACGGACAGUGGAUGCGUCCAACCAGUGCUCCACGAGUCAGUUCAAGUGUGCCAAGCACGAGAAAUGCAUACCCAAGACCUGGCGAUGCGACGACGAAGACGACUGCGGAGACGGCUCGGACGAAGAGAACUGCGAGAAGCGAACAUGUUCGGAGAUGGAGUUUGCGUGCAAAAACGGCCACUGCAUACCAAGCCGGUGGCAGUGCGAUAAUGAGCCCGACUGUGACGACCGCUCGGAUGAAGACGUGGCAAUCUGCAAGAACAAGACAUGCUCUCCAGACCAGUUCGCUUGCAAGUCACACGAAGGCGUCUGCAUUCCUAUUACUUGGCGGUGUGAUGGGCAGGAGGACUGUAUUGACGGCUCUGACGAGAAAGACCACUGCUCUGCGGUGACGUGCACGCAAGAAGAAUUUUCGUGCGACAACGGCAAGUGCAUCACUCAGCGUUGGAAGUGCGAUCAGGACGACGACUGCGGUGACGGCAGCGAUGAGAGAGGAUGUCCGAAUGUGACGUGCUCGAGUGCCGAGUUCAUGUGCUCCAACGGGCGCUGCAUUCCGGACCGCUGGCGGUGCGACCGAGACGUCGACUGCCUCGACGGAUCCGACGAACGCAACUGCCCGACGGACCGCCCGAGCACGUGCAAGGAGCGCGAGUUCCAGUGCGCCAACGGCAUCGACUGCGUCCACGCCUCGUGGCAGUGCGACGGGGACCCCGACUGCCCCGACGAAUCCGACGAGGCCAACUGCACCAACACGUGCCGCCCGGAUCAGUUCCAGUGCGCCAACAUGCACUGCAUCCCGGGGCAGCUCGAGUGCAACGGGCUCGCCGAGUGUCACGACGGCUCGGACGAGGACCACUGCAACACCACCAAGCCGUGCGACCCCCACACGGAGUUCGACUGCGGCGGAAACCACUGCAUCCCCAACAACCUGGUGUGCGACGGCAAGAACGACUGCGGGGCGUACGAGGACGAGCCCAAGGACAGGUGCCACGAGAACGAGUGCGCCAAGAACAACGGCGGCUGCUCCGACAUCUGCCGCGACGACCCGGUCGGGUUCCACUGCGAGUGCAAGCCGGGGUUCAGGCUCACGGAGGACGGCAAGUCGUGCGACGACAUCGACGAGUGUGCGACCCCGGGGUCGUGCUCGCAGACCUGUGUCAACACCAAGGGUGGAUUCAAGUGCGAGUGCAUCGACGGUUACGUGCUUGAGCCAAGGGACCACCACCGAUGCAAGGCCAAAGAGGGUGUGCCCUACCUGCUCUUUGCCAACCGCAAUGACAUCCGCAAGAUUAACCUUGAGACUGGCGAGUACGUCGAGGUGGUCUCCAAGCUGAGGAGCACCAUUGCCACCGACUACAUCUACCGCACCGGAAUGGUUGUCUGGUCUGACACUGUCGACGAAGUCAUUAGCAGUGCACCCAUUGACAAGGGAACCCCGGUCAAGGUGAUCAUUGACAAGGACCUUCACGUUGCUGAUGGCUUGGCCGUGGAUUGGAUCUACAACCACAUUUACUGGACAGACACAGCUCAGAACCUCAUCUCCGUCGCGGACCUUGACGGACGCAUGCGUCGGGCACUAUUCACCGAGGAACUUGAUGAGCCACGGGCGAUCGUUGUUAACCCACUGGAGGGCUGGAUGUUCUGGACCGACUGGGGCAAGCAGCCAAAGAUCGAGCGGGCUGGCAUGGAUGGCUCGCACCGAUCUGCCAUUGUCACCACGGACAUCCUCUGGCCCAACGGACUUACCAUUGACUUUGUGACAAAGCGGCUGUUCUGGGUUGACGCCAAGCUACACCUGAUCAGCAGCGCCAACUACGAUGGCAGCCACCGCCGAGUUGUCCUCUCUUCACCUCUGCUUGUGAAGCACCCAUUCUCCAUCGACGUCUUUGAGGACUGGCUGUACUGGACCGACUGGGAGUCUGAGGUGAUCAACAAGGUGAACAAGUUCAACGGCCAGAACCUUACCCACAUUGCCAAUGGCGUCUUCUCGCCCAUGGAUGUCCACGUCUACCACAGCUACAAGCAACCCCAAGGCGUGAACCACUGCGAGCAGGCCAACGGCAUGUGCUCCCACCUCUGCCUUCCGGCACCAAUCUUGAGCAUCCACUCGGCGCAGUAUGCGUGCGCCUGCCCCAAUGGCAUGGAACUCCAGGAAGAUGGGCGCAACUGCAGGAUUAUGGCGAGUGCGGAAGAAGUACCGAAGGGCUGCGUCCUCUCGAAUGAAACCGUCUCGAGCAGCGACGCUGUCAAUGUGACCGCGCAGGCGGCCACUGCGUCGCCUUCUCCAAACUCCUCCUCUUCCGCUCUUGCACCUUCUUCUUCUUCCUCGUCGUCCUCUCUGCCUUCCUCUGGGUCCAGCCUUCUCUGCAAUGCUUCUGCCGACACAGCGGCGCAGACGUUACCGCCCGCCACCGGCGGGAAGGCCCCCACGGUGCCGGCUGUCACGGACGAGAGCGUGGCGUACAACGCGAGCCACGUCGGCGGCAACGACGUCGCUGGGCCUGUGGCGCCAUCGCUGGACCGCCGGAACCUGUUCUCCCAGCUGGGCUCGGGACACAUUGCUGGCAUCGUCAUGGGCGUCCUGGGCAGCCUGGCUGUCAUCAUCACCCUGGUGGCGUACCUUGUGUACCGACAGUACCUGAGGAGGAACAUUACGAGCAUGAACUUUGACAACCCGGUGUACAGGAAGACAACAGAAGACCAGUUUAGCUUAGAAAAGAACCAGUACCAACCGGCCAGGGCUUACCCCCCGAGCAUGGAACCGCUGACAUCACCAGGCACCAACGAAUUUGUAUAGUGGCCUACCUGCUAGAAGUGUGAAGGCCACGUUCACGUGGCCCGGACAUUAUUUUGCAAUUAGAGAGACUUUGGUUUUCUUCGGCGGCCACAAGUGGUGUGCGUGUGUGUGCCAGGAAGGACGGCCUCAUUGGCAUCCGAGCUUUUCGAGACAGUGCCCUCGAGGUGAGGCCGUGGGCAGAAAUGGCGGGGAGAGAGAGGGCAGGCCUCGGGCUUCUGCCAAGUGCUUUGGUGUCGUCUGCUAGUGGCGUGCAGCAAACUUGGUCUGGACCGUCUGUUGCCGUCGGCGGCUUCUGCAGCAGGGUGUAGUGACGUAGACUGAAUAGUGCGUGACUGGUUGGACACCGGUCGCCAUCUCCACACAGCUUGCCACAAGUGCUGCCAAAUAUCAUCGAGUUACGUGAUGCGCUGACCAGCGUGUCGACAACUUUACCAUUUAAGUCGAAGAGCUUGUGUCGGCAUUGUGGAUGUCCAUCGUUCCUAGCAGCAGAUGGAGGCUACCUUUGCAAGUAGGCAACAAACGGCACUUCUCAUCUUGUAACAGGUGAUCAUUUGUGCAAGCAAGGCGGUGGUCCUUGGUUACUGUAGCAGACGACCAAUCAUCUCCUGGCAGCAGGCGACAGCUUGUUUCUGCAGUGGACGGCUGUAUGCUCGGGAACCUGGUGUGUCUGGUUGGCAGCUCGGUAGCAGACGACCUGCUGGCAUCGUGCAGACGACUGACCAAUUGCAGUGGCCACGUGGCAGACGAUGUCAGAAUGUGUGAAAGGGAGGGCUUGUGACUGUGGCUGUCUUGGGGGUGAUAAGCACGGUGAAUGUUGAAUGUGCAGGAGGAACGAGGCGGGGGGAGAGAGAAGCCCGCAAUGGCGGUGCGGGAUUGCUGUUUCCUGUUCGCCAGAGCUAAACCGGGACUCAUUUUGGUGUCUUUCCCUGUACACUGGCACUUCUGCCGCCGGUGGGCCGCGGCCCUGCAGCUUGCGUGUUUGCGCGAGUGCAUCUCCUAUCUCGCGAGGCAUUGUACAUUGUGUGUAACUGUGUGUGCGCAUCACAAGUGCGGCCAGGGAGACCCAAGUGAAAGAAAAAAAUUUUUUUUUUUUCAAAGCAAAACCGAACCACAUCCGUUUCAGGACUGACCAAGCAUUUGGCAUCCAUUCACACGUGAGCGAUCGGUCGAUUGCUUGAAUCGAACGAGCGAGCGGCUGUUAUUUAUUUUCAGUUACCAUAGAUCUUCUUGCAUCGUGGUUCUGGGCGGGGGAAAGCGAGUUUGGUAGGCUGUGUUUGUGAGUCUUUGGGUAGUCCUUUUCUUCUGUUUUUGUUGUUUUUGAUUUUUGAGUCGAAGGGGUUAUUUAUUUCAUUUUAGCACCUUUUGCACCGAGUGAAAAAAAAUCCAUUUGUUUCAUGAGUAGGAUGCGAGCUUGGGGCUCGAGGAUGAUGUCACGGAAUCUCCCUGGUGCUUAUAUUUGUGAUCCGGUGUGGAGGCAACGAAUCGAACAAGCUUUUAAUAAUGCAUAUUUUCGCAGGCAGUGCGAUUGACAGGUAGCAGGAAAAAAAAAAAAAAAGAAAAUAGCGCAAGGCUGGUCACAGUCAUUGCUGGACUACCACACGGCAAAGCAUAUCCAAGUGGUUCUCGUAUGGCUUGGAGUGUUUGCGGAUAUUUUUUUUAGUCCCCUUUGUACAUUAGCAUCCCGAGAUUGUCGGAAUCACUGUUUUAAUGUAAAUGUAGAAAAAAAAAAUGUGACGACUUAACUUAUUGAUAGUUUCAUUAUUAUAUUACCGGUGUUCAAAUGCAUAGGCAAUGCUUAUUAUGAUUUUCUUGCAGUUGAGCUAUUUUCACUGAGCAUUGUCCACACUGAUAGUGUGUUCAGUUUAUUUUGUGGCAGCAAUUUACACUAGCCAUGCGUUAAAAUAAAAAUCUCGCACGGUGUUCCUCUAGCGCACCUUGCAGAUAUGUUCCAGCAAAUGCAUUUUUUUGUUUCUAAAGCCCCAUGCUUCAUAGAUUUUUCGAAAGUGUUGGGGCAUUGGCUGCGUGUCUUGUAAAACAACUCUAGAACGUCAACUCUGUCAUUUCUUUGUUGGUUGCACAUGGUGUGGCUCUUUGGAUGUUCUUUGUCCAUGUGUAAUGUGAGUGUUUUGAGAGUCCACGUGGGACCGCUGCUUACGAAGCAAGUUAUUGGCCGUCGCUUUUAAGGUUCCUGCUUGUUGACCUUGCAAUGUUCUUGAGGCGGCGGAACUUCCAUUCUUUUACCAGUGCUUGUUGCUCACGUGCAAUCGGCGUUGACGGCUCCGCCUCCGACACGAUUCAUCAUCAAAUGUGUGACGAAUGCCACUGACCUCGAGUGGUCGAGGAACUUAGCUGAAACGUGCGCUUGGCGCCGGCUGCGUGAAACUGUUAAUGCGGCAUUUUUGUUGAUUUUACAUUUCCCCCCCCACGAGGGGUUGCGAAUGGUCAAAAAAAUGUACAUAGACACUUUUUGUUUGCCAUCCCUUAUGCUUUAGCCCGAGACAAGUAACCGAUUACCCUAACCAUUGAAAGCAAGCUUUCUUCGUUAACUCCAUUGUAUAGAAACAAGUGUACGAGCUGGCAUGAAUCAAGGUUUCAUUUGUGAGUGGCUAACUUCAUACCCUUGACUAUCGUCGAACUCGACGAUUCACAAUGUUCACUCUUGUCGACAACAAUUUUCAUGAAACCUUGUAGGCUUCUUUAAGUUGUUUUUUUUUUUUCUGACCAAGAAAAAGAAAGCUAAUUAUGUAUGCUUGCUUCCUCUUCAUUUCUUUUUACAUCCACUUCGGGAGUUUAUCUCCUCAAAGAUAUUGAUCUGCCCAUUUUUACACGCCGAAACAUUUGGCUAAGAAACGGCCUGUCUUUGGUCGUCACAUUGGCAAGCUUUGCGGCGCUGCACCUGUUGCCGAAAUCGCACCUUGCACGUUACUAUAAUUUUUCUAGACCCCCCCUCGUAUUCCUAGCCCCACCCUACCCUCUUAACAGAGGAUUGUUGACUUACGAUUAUAAUUAUUAUCGUUAUUUAUAAUAAAUGCACGCGUGACUCGAAACGUGCGUGACGUGUGGCACCACACUUUUGCUUUCCUAACGUGCCGCUCGGCUGGCUAAAAAACAUUGUGUACAUUUCCGUCUCCCGUUGCGGGCGUUUUUUUGUUUUCUUCCCUCCUACGAGUUAGUUACUCGGCCACACGGAAGUUCCUGUCCAAAGCGCCGUGCUGUCUUCUGAUCUUGUACGUGUCCUCCCCUUUUGUUUCGGUCAGUCUCGGAUUCUAGUGCUUUGUGAUAUAUACAUAUACAUAUAUAAAUAUGAAUGCAGCAGUUGUUGUUGCUAAGCUGUUUCUGUGUGCGUGCGGUCUGUUGUGCAUACUUGUUUCCUCUGCCUUCUUUUCACAUCUGUAUACAUAGCAUUGAGUGUACUGGUCAUUUCUGUUCUCAGAUUAGUUGCCGCCUCGCGUGCAAUUCGUUCCAGUUCUCCUUUUUUUUUCUUUUGUACAAAGUUGUCUACCCAAGUGUAAGGUACGAAAUAAAAGAAAAAAUCUGAUUUCACUAAGUAA
Dermacentor silvarum is the source of this 6730-nucleotide messenger RNA. Its product is annotated as very low-density lipoprotein receptor-like. Gene Ontology annotation, molecular function: protein binding; calcium ion binding. The record is from RefSeq and is a predicted model, not a curated record. Lineage: Eukaryota; Metazoa; Arthropoda; Arachnida; Ixodida; Ixodidae.